Leptinotarsa decemlineata (Colorado potato beetle) is the source of this 3979-nucleotide messenger RNA. It is a transcript of the gene Vps50, whose product is annotated as Vacuolar protein sorting 50. Gene Ontology annotation, biological process: retrograde transport, endosome to Golgi; endocytic recycling. Gene Ontology annotation, cellular component: EARP complex. Gene Ontology annotation, molecular function: SNARE binding. The record is from RefSeq and is a predicted model, not a curated record. NCBI's taxonomy places the organism in Eukaryota, Metazoa, Arthropoda, Insecta, Coleoptera, Chrysomelidae.
AUUGGAUGUAACACAUUGACACUGACAUUUGAUGAAUACAAAAACAAAUAAUAAUGAAGGAGUCAAUUUGAAUUGAUAUUUUUGUAGAUCCUUAUUUUAUGAAUUAUGGCACAUAAAAUGGAUGAACUCAAACAAAAACUUCUGAUACUCAUCAAUAAACAGCCUCCAAAAAUUCCAUCCAUGGGCUUCAAUGAUGCAAAUUAUCAUUUUUCGCAAGUAACAAAUUUAUCUAUUAACAGUAAAACAGUAACAGAUGUUGAUAGGCCUGCAGAUCAAGACAUACUGGAAAGUAUUCAAGCAGCUUAUUUUUCGAAAGAUGAAGCGUUUGACAUCUGCAGAUUCGAAUUGAAAAAACUCCCAGAAGUUCUUGAUUGUGAUCAGAUACAACGGGAUUUCAAAAAUUUAAAGCAGCAACAUCAGGUUGUGUCAAAGAAAGUAUUGCAGUUAAUUUUGGAGAAUCAAACUGGGUGUAACGUUGAAUUUGAGAAAGUGACCGAAAUUCUUAAUGAGGUUAGAGCCACCUUGGAGUUAUGUAGAAUUAGCAGAAGAGAGUUGAAAGUUGCUGGAAGUCAGUUCAGUGCUUGUUUAGGGAUUCUGGCUAAUUAUAGAAAAAGGAAAAUAGCACAGAACUUAUUGAAUAAUUUGAUUAUGAUAAAAAAUUUGCAUAGCUUUGAUACAAGAUGUCAAAUAUUAAUGAAUGAUGAAAAUUAUGUGGCUGCAAUAACAGAACUGAAAAGAUGCCAGAAAAUUGCUACAAAAUACAGGCAUUUCAGUUGUGUAGCUGCCCUCACUUAUAAAUUACAAGAAACUUUGGAAAAUACUGAUGCUCAGUUAGACCGUGUAUUAGCACAGACUUGUUUCCAUUUUGAUGGAGAUCGAUAUAGGAAACUUCAAGCUGCCUAUAAUCUUCUAGAAAAAUCGAGUUUAUCUAUGAUUGACAAUUUGCAUGUUCACUAUAUAACUGCAAUUUAUAAUUCAUCAUUCAAUGUUGUUCAGUCAUAUAUUUCUUCACCAGACAUACUGGAAUCAAGUGAAAAUAGUGGAAAAAAUCCAUAUAAAAUCUUAUGCCAGUCCAUUAAUCAAAACGUAUUCAUAGGCUGUCUAGUGCAUCUUUGUAAAAUUCUUUUUAAAAUAGUUCUCAGUUAUCGUCAGCUUGUGAAGUGGCACAAUAACAGCGAAAAUGAAUCUCAAACAGGAAACGAUAAUUUCAAUAUUGAAAACACAAUGAGCAAACAAAAAUUAGAACACAACUUGGUGAAAAUAUGGGAUGAUGUUCAGAGGAAAGUGUCUAGUUUGCUUUUGAAUGCUGACUUGGCCAGUUAUAAAUUUGAUCAGUUUGUGCAAAUAUUGAGAGUAGUUCAAAGGUUGAUACUUGUCGGGGAAGAAUUUUGUUCAAGUAAAUCCGAAGAUUUACAAGAAUCAAUAAGAAAACAGAGUGUUAAUUAUUUCAAGAAUUACCAUGCUCAAAGGUUAGAUGAGCUGAAAAUAUUUUUAGAGAAUGAGAUGUGGGAAAUUUGUCCUGUGAAACCAUCAUUUGAUAUUCUACAACUACAGGAAUUCAAAUCAUUUCGGUAUUCCUUGAAGAAUUUUAAAUUCAAUCCCCAAGUGAGUCCCACAAUGAUCAACUAUUCAACAAAUUCAACAGAGUGCUGCUCUUCCAACCAUUCUCAAGAUGGAAGUAGUAUUGUAGGUAACUAUUUUGUAAGAUAUGCUGAUCAUGGAACACCUUUUGACUCUCGUUUGGAUGAAACAAUUAUUGAAGAAGACAUAUUAGCUUCUGAAAAUGAUGGUUCGGGAUACUUUUCCGAAGAUAGUGAAGAGGAAGAACCAGAGGAACUGAGAAGGGAUUAUGUAGAUGAAGAAAAUGACAGUUCAAGACGGCCUGAUAAGAAAGAAAAACACCAUUAUAAAUGUCCGAUAUUGACAAAUACAACUCUUUCUAUACUUAGACAAAUUGGAAAAUAUAUCCAGAUGUCCAGGCUUCUUCAACCCAUUGCCUAUCAGAUCAUAUCUUGCAUGAAUCAGUUAUUCGACUACUACCUCUACUCGGUUCACUUGUUUUUUGCCAAAGAUCUGAGCAUUUCUAGUAAUUCUCUCUAUUCACAAGAACUAAAUAUCACAUUGAAAAAAAUAUCUGACAAUCUGAUAUCAGAAAUGGUAUCUGAUGAAGAGGACAGUAAUAGUCAAGCUGGAAAAGUACUUAAACCUUCCCUGACACCAAUGGUCGACUUGGGAAAGCCAGAAACAUUACAUGGUUUGGCCGAGAGGAUUGUGGCCGUGGAAAGUCUGAUUUUUUUAUCGAAGCAAUAUGAAUUUUUGCAGGACUACCUGGAACACUUGGUACCACAAACUAAUAAGAUAAUGCUUCAACAAUUUUUUUCUCAGAACAUUACCUGUGCUGCUGAUAUGAGGUAUCCUGUAUAUAUGGCUGUAGUUGCUAAAGCGUUUGAUCUAAGACAAAUUUUAAUCCUGAUGUCAAAAAUAAAUUGGGAAGUGAGAGAUGUAAGAUCAAUGCAUAAUUCAUAUAUUGAUGUUAUUUUGAAGGAAGUUCAAAAAUUCACUCAGUAUCUAGAGAAAGUCUCAGGAAGAGUUCCUAUAUCUCCGGAAGUGUAUAAAAACUUAUGGGAGAACAUUGCCCACAUUGUUACUCAUACUUUUGUUCAAGGAUUUUCGGGGGCAAAGAAAUGUACAAAUGGUGGCAGAGCUCUGAUGCAACUUGAUUUCGCACAAUUUUUAAUGAAAUUUGAAAAGAUAUCUUCAUUACGACCUGUUCCACACAAAGAAUAUGUUGAAAAUUAUGUUAAAGCCUAUUACCUUCCAGAUAUUGAACUGGAAAAAUGGUUGAGGGAGCAUAAGGAGUAUUCUUCUGAACAUCUCUUUGGCUUGGUGAGUUGUGCCUGUCAAAAUAAUAAAAAAAUUAGACAGAGAUUACUGCAAGUCAUUGAGGAUUUGGAGAAAAAUCAGUUUGGCAGGUAACACUUCAAGAACAUUUUGGAGGUUUGUGUCUUAUUUGAUUUAGGUGAAACUAUUCUCUGUUAUGUGAUAUUGUUAAUGACAAUUAAUGUAAUUUUAGUUAUAGAUGUUACACUGUUUAACCUUUCAAAGGUAAUAUUUUUACACAAAAAUGGUGUUUGUGAUAACAUAUAUUAACAAACCGAAGUACCUAGUUAUGAAUGUACAUUAAAUACCAAAUAUAUAAAACAAGUUGGUCAAAAUGUUAUAGUAAUACAGGAUUUGAAAUAUUAGGUAGAUUGGUACAAUGAAAGAAUACACACAUAACACCAAUUUGUGCAUUCAAUAUGAGUCCAUAAACUAUAAAGUAAUGUGGUUACCGCCCUGAACGACCUAACUUUUUAUUUUUGAAAUACAAUGUGUUUCAAUUUUGGGUAGAUUUCAUAAAAUUUCUCAUUAAUUCAAUAAUUAUUUCAUGAAAAUAUAUCAUUUUCUUUCUCUGAUAUCUGCAGUUUGAAUAUUACGGUAUCACCGUUCCCAAUUUUGAGGUUAAAAAUUAUAAUUAUGAUAUAAAAUUCACCUACUGUGAAAUAUAAAAUGCCCAGUUUUACAUUUGUGAAAACAACUAUUUGUGUAAUAUAAAACAAAACUAAUCCGUAGCAACUUUUCAGUAAACAACAUGGAAAUAAUAUUAACUGCCAAACGAUAGUAAUACCGUAAUAUGUCAUUAAUUGGUCUCAAAAUCUGAUACAUUGCCGGCAACUCUCGUUUGUAUACCUGUCUCUCUUUGAAGAACUGAGAGCAAGAUAUCAGCCAAAGAAGAGCUCUCUUUUUCAUUAUUAUUAAAUUCAUUCAUUAUUGAAUUUCUUGAAAGUGUUUGCUACUGAAAUUAUUUUCGAAUCUGACUUAUUGUUUGAAAGCAUCUAUCGAAUGCAUAUUAAUUUAUUUAUAACAUACUCUGAAAAUCAAUUUUGUAAAUCAAACCUGGUGAUUACUUAUGGUUGAUAAAAUAAAUUGUGGCUCUACA